CGUGCAAUCGACGCGCUUCCUUAACUACAGCACCUUCCUUCUUUUCCUUCCCUUCGCCUUCUUCCUUUCCCACACCCAACCACCGUUGUUACGAAGUCCCCAAUUUGUUCCCCACAGAUCUAAGAUUCGGUUCGUACCGCGACUCUCGAUUUGGGGCUUUGAAUUCAAUAGUGAAGCUGGAUUCAAAUCUCUCGAAUUCUCCUUUGUUAUCCUGAGCGCGGUUCAGAAAUGUUGACGAAAUUUGAGACGAAGAGCAAUAGAGUGAAAGGUCUGAGCUUCCACAGCAAGAGGCCAUGGAUCCUGGCGAGUCUUCACAGCGGCGUCAUCCAGCUAUGGGACUACCGAAUGGGCACUCUCAUUGAUCGAUUCGAUGAGCACGAUGGGCCCGUUCGAGGCGUACAUUUUCAUCACUCGCAGCCACUUUUUGUUUCCGGAGGUGACGAUUACAAAAUCAAGGUAUGGAAUUACAAAUUGCACAGAUGCCUGUUUACACUUCUUGGCCAUCUUGACUAUAUUCGAACAGUUCAGUUUCAUCACGAGUAUCCCUGGAUAGUAAGUGCCAGUGAUGACCAGACAAUUAGAAUAUGGAAUUGGCAGUCGAGAACUUGCAUCUCUGUGCUAACUGGGCACAACCACUAUGUCAUGUGUGCCUCAUUUCACCCCAAGGAAGAUUUGGUUGUUUCAGCUUCUUUGGAUCAGACUGUUCGUGUUUGGGAUAUUGGUGCCUUGAGAAAGAAAACUGUAUCUCCUGCAGAUGAUAUUCUGAGAUUGCCUCAAAUGAAUACAGAUCUCUUUGGUGGGGUUGAUGCUGUUGUGAAAUAUGUUUUGGAGGGUCACGAUCGGGGUGUUAAUUGGGCUUCUUUUCACCCAACUCUCCCUCUGAUUGUUUCUGGUGCAGAUGACCGGCAAGUGAAAAUAUGGCGCAUGAAUGAUACAAAGGCGUGGGAGGUGGACACGUUGAGGGGACAUAUGAACAAUGUUUCUUGUGUUCUGUUCCACACAAAGCAGGACAUAAUUGUAUCAAAUUCGGAAGAUAAGAGUAUUAGAGUUUGGGAUGCAACGAAAAGGACUGGCUUACAGACCUUCCGUAGGGAGCAUGACAGGUUCUGGAUUCUUGUUGCCCAUCCUGAGAUGAAUCUUUUGGCUGCCGGCCAUGACAGUGGCAUGAUUGUUUUUAAGUUGGAGAGGGAACGCCCUGCAUUUUCUGUCAGUGGUGAUUCAGUCAUCUACGUUAAGGAUCGCUUUAUCCGUUCCUUUGAGUAUUCAACUCUGAAAGAUACUCAGCUAAUACAGAUACGUCGUCCAGGUUCUAGUGGCUUGAAUCAAGGACCCCGAACUCUUUCUUAUAGUCCUUCUGAGAAUGCUGUUUUAAUUUGUUCGGAUGUGGAUGGGGGCUCGUAUGAACUCUAUGUUAUUCCAAAAGAUAGCUAUGGAAGAUCGGAUGUAGCACAAGAGGCAAAAAGAGGUGUUGGGGGAUCGGCAGUGUUUGUGGCUCGAAAUAGGUUUGCUGUGCUCGAGAAGACAAGCAAUCAGAUUCUGGUCAAGAACCUGAAAAAUGAAAUUGUGAAAAAGAGUGUUUUGCCUAUUGCUACUGAUGCUGUGUUCUACGCGGGUACGGGAAAUCUUCUCUGCAGGUCUGAGGACAAGGUUGUCAUCUUCGAUCUCCAACAAAGGAUUAUUCUUGGGGAUCUCCAGACGCCUUUUGUUAGGUAUGUCGUUUGGUCUCAUGAUAUGGAGUCUGUUGCUUUACUGAGCAAGCACUCGAUUGUUAUUGCUGAUAAAAAGCUCGUGCACCGUUGCACCCUCCAUGAGACCAUUCGAGUCAAGAGUGGAGCUUGGGAUGAUAAUGGCGUUUUUAUCUACACCACACUGACUCACAUUAAGUACUGUCUUCCUAACGGGGACUGUGGAAUCAUUAAAACGCUCGACAUUCCAGUAUACAUAUCGAAAAUAUACGGGAGCACAAUCUUUUGCUUGGACCGAGACGGGAAGAAUCGCCCUAUUAUCGUCAACUCAACCGAAUAUAUAUUCAAGCUAUCCCUGCUGAAGAAAAGAUUCGAUCAAGUUAUGGGAAUGAUAAAAAAUUCCGAACUGUGCGGGCAGGCCAUGAUCGCAUAUCUUCAGCAGAAGGGCUUCCCACAGGUUGCGCUUUAUUUCGUCAAGGAUGAAAGAACUCGUUUCAACCUAGCCCUCGAAAGCGGUAACAUUGAGAAGGCUCUGGAAGCUGCUAAAAAUAUCGACGAGAAAGAUUACUGGUACAGGCUAGGAGUGGAGGCUCUUCGGCAGGGAAAUGCCGGGAUUGUUGAAUAUGCAUACCAGAAAACGAAGAACUUCGAGAGGCUAUCUUUUCAUUACUUGAUAACUGGUAACCUCGACAAAUUGUCGAAGAUGAUGAAAAUCGCCGAAGUGAAAAAUGAUGUUAUGGGCCAGUUUCACGACGCAUUGUAUCUCGGCGACGUGCAGGAGCGAGUUAAGAUUCUGGAGAACGUUGGCCACUUACCCCUGGCUUAUAUUACGGCUGCUGUCCACGGUUUCCGUGAUAUAGCCGAGCGUUUAUCUUCCGAAUUAGGGGAAAAUGUUCCGACUCUUCCGGAAGGAAGAAAAGCUUCUCUUUUAAUACCGCCUCGUCCGGUGCUGUGCGCCGGAGAUUGGCCUUUGUUGAUGGUCAGUAAAGGCAUUUUCGAGGGCGGCCUCGACGAUACUGGUAAGGAUGAACACGAAUACUACGAAGAGGCUGCCGACGCCGAUUGGGGAGAAUCUUUGGAUAUCGGAGAGGUCGACAACUUAAAUAACGGGGACAUUACUACCGUGCUUGACGUCGAUGUCGCUGACGAGAAUGAUGAUGAAGGCGGAUGGGAUCUCGAGGAUCUCGACCUUCACGUCGACACCGAAACCCCUCGAGCAUCUACAAAAGGCCCUUCUGUAUUCGUUGCCCCUACACCAGGCAUGCCUGUAACCCAGAUAUGGGUCCAGCGAUCGUCUCUCGCCGCCGAGCACGCGGCUGCCGGAAACUUCGAUACAGCUAUGCGGCUACUGAGUCGUCAGCUCGGAAUACGCAAUUUCGCGCCGCUGAAGCCGCUCUUCGUCGAUGUUCACUUGGGCAGCCACAGUUUCUUCAGCGCCUUUACUUCUGCGCCCGUGAUCUCGUUACCCGUCGAGAGGGGUUGGAGCGAGUCGGAAAGCCCGAACGUUCGACGCCCGCCGGCUCUCGUCUACAAUUUCUCGCAGCUGGAAGAGAAACUCAAGGCCGGCUACAAGACGACGACUGCCGGAAAGUUCUCCGAAGCUCUCCGAAACUUCCUGCUGAUUCUUCACACGAUUCCGCUAAUCGUGGUCGAAACGCGACGGGAAGUCGACGAGGUCAAGGAGCUGAUCAUCAUCGUGAAAGAAUACGUUCUCGGGUUGAAGAUGGAGCUGAAACGACGAGAACUGAAAAACGACCCGGCUCGACAGCAGGAACUCGCUGCGUAUUUCACCCACUGCAACCUCCAGCUCCCGCACGUAAGGCUCGCGUUGCAGAACGCGAUGACGGUUUGCUUCAAGGCGAAGAAUCUGAGCACUGCCGCCAAUUUCGCGCGGCGGCUCCUCGAGACGAAUCCGAGCAACGAGAACCAGGCGAAAACUGCUCGACAGGUUCUGCAGGCUGCCGAGAGGAACAUGAAAGACGCCGCCGAGCUGAACUACGACUUCAGGAAUCCGUUCGUCGUGUGUGGGGCGACGUAUGUCCCGAUUUAUCGAGGGCAAAAAGACGUCACGUGCCCGUACUGCACGACUCACUUCGUCCCGGCUCAGCAUGGCCGGGUUUGUGCCGUCUGUGAUCUGGCGGUCGUCGGGGCCGACGCGUCGGGAUUGAUGUGCUCGCCGACGCAGGUGAGGUAAGAUGAUUUUGAUCUGUUUCGGUACGAUCUAUUAAUUCAGAUGAAUGUAGUGUAAGUUUUUGGGUUUAACCCUUUUAUCAUACAUUUGGUUUCAUUUUCAUCACUUAGCCCUCUGCCUAAAACCUCUAUAAUUUUAGUUUUAUUUUUAUUUUUGGGUUUUUGGAGGUUUGGGUGCAAUAAGAUUUAUGUUAGGAUUUUGAGACCAUAGUUGGGUGGACUGUAUAUGCUCUCCUGUUUUUUGCAGAUAUUAUAGUCGUUAUAUUAUAUCUUAUAAAUACGAGUUUUGUACGGAUUUGCCA
Messenger RNA from Andrographis paniculata, 4177 nucleotides. RefSeq names its product coatomer subunit alpha-1-like. NCBI's taxonomy places the organism in Eukaryota, Viridiplantae, Streptophyta, Magnoliopsida, Lamiales, Acanthaceae. Gene Ontology annotation, molecular function: protein binding; structural molecule activity. Bases 229 to 3879 code for a protein of 1216 amino acids. The transcript is spliced from 3 exons. Gene Ontology annotation, cellular component: COPI vesicle coat. The record is from RefSeq and is a predicted model, not a curated record. Gene Ontology annotation, biological process: intracellular protein transport; endoplasmic reticulum to Golgi vesicle-mediated transport; retrograde vesicle-mediated transport, Golgi to endoplasmic reticulum.